AUGGCGAGUAGUUAUUUAGCAUCUGGUACAAAUGAUGAUUCGAUAAGUUUAGUUAAGAAAUUAUAUCAGCAAGGUCAGGAAGCAGAAAAACUACAACUACCAUACUUUUUGCCUUAUAAGUCUCUUAGUAAAAUGACCGUUAAAUCUGCAUUCAAUGAUGAAUAUUUAUCAAAUACAACACCAUUUUCUACUGCUAGCCAUCGAUCACGUCUUACCAAUCCUCAUCGAAUUGACAUAUUUGCGAGACAUCGCGAAUGGUCAGCCUUUAUGUCAAGAAAUAAUAACACUUCUAUGGUUCAUACUAUGACACAAAAAACUCCCGUUAAACAGUCAAAAGCUAAAUCACUGAUUGGUUUGAAAUCGAUUUCAUUGAGAGAAAUAAAUCCAACAAAAGAUCAUGUCUAUCAUGGAUACGUUCUUUUUGUAACAAUUAUUGACGAAGCUCUUAGUUGGAGACCAUCCAUUCAUCUUGUGAUUGAAGAUGAAAAUCAUGAUUGUGAUCAUAUGAUUGUUUACGACUUUAAUGAGACGCAAGGCGAAUAUUUAAUCAAUGAAGUAUUUAAAAUUGGAACGAGAAUGCAUAUUAUAAACCCAUAUUUACGAAUAGGUGCCAAUGAUGGAAAACCUUUUAUUCGUGUCGAUGAUUUUUCGUCAAUCAUUUUCAAAAAUGAAUCAGAACGAGUGGCUUUUCCUUCAUAA
Molecule: messenger RNA, 699 nt
Organism: Rotaria sp. Silwood2
Lineage: Eukaryota; Metazoa; Rotifera; Eurotatoria; Philodinida; Philodinidae
Source: the annotation of a GenBank genome assembly